Molecule: messenger RNA, 247 nt
Organism: Cetraspora pellucida
Lineage: Eukaryota; Fungi; Glomeromycota; Glomeromycetes; Diversisporales; Gigasporaceae
Source: the annotation of a GenBank genome assembly
AUGAAUGCAACAGAUGAAAAAUCUAAAACAUAUUACAUUCCUGCUGAUAGUUAUGAAGAAUGGAUAAAGAACCUUGAAAAAGCAGGACUUAGUUAUGUUUGGCAUGAGCAUAAAGCAGGUAUUGGCCAAAGAAAAAAAAAUAAGUGGACAAAACAAUGGCAUUGUUAUCGUUAUAGAUCAUAUAGUAGUGUUGCUGAUAGAGAUCCUAAUAAAAAGUCAUGGCUUGCACAAAAAGAAUCAAAAAAGU